CAGUUUAUCCUAUUCUAUCAUAUCAUACCAGACAGAUCGAUAAAGCUGAAGGAAUAUGUCCUAAACCGCAUCCCGAGCUAAGCUAAAUCUUCGAUGAAUAAUAUCACUCCAGUAAAUGUAAUACGUUAUGGAGAAGGCUAGAGCUGAUAACCAGGAGCUCCGUGUAGGAAGAGAAGGAGCGCGUCCACAGCGUCUGUCUCUCUGCCUCAGCCGGGAUUUUGAUGGAGUCGCCCUUCACUCCGUUAUAUCCAGCCUUUAAAGGAGCAGGUGCAGGGAAAGGAAUUUAAGCAUCCUCACCGCGGACAAUUAGCAUCACAGACUCGUUUUUAUAGCAGCGGGACGUUUAUGGUUUUUUUCCCUCGUUUGACAAGAAGAUGGUCGCCAAACAGAGGAUCCGAAUGGCCAACGAGAAACACAGCAAAAACAUCACGCAGAGGGGCAACGUGGCGAAAACCCUGCGACCACAAGAGGAGAAAUAUCCAGUAGGACCAUGGCUUUUGGCACUCUUUGUAUUUGUUGUAUGUGGAUCAGCCAUCUUUCAAAUCAUUCAGAGCAUCCGAAUGGGAAUUUGAGUCCUGCACCUCCUCUACACAUCCAUGAGAUCUGAGCCCAUUAGGCACAGUAGUAGGGAAAACUGGAGGCUCCAAUUGUGACGGCGAGCUGUAUGCUAAGGAGCCGAGACCUGUGCACAGUAUAUGACGUUGUCAUUCACUUGUUUACAAUGUACCUGGAUGACGGGAACAAGUGCUUUUUUACUGAACCAUUGUGGCCGGCUUUGCCCCCCUCGUGUCUUAUCAUUGAUCAUAUUUGUGCAAUAGAAUCUGUGCUUUUGUAACCAUAAAUAUUGUGCCACAUUUUGAUUGUAUAUGUUGUUUGUUCUAUUGUUGUUCUUUAA
Clarias gariepinus (North African catfish) is the source of this 895-nucleotide messenger RNA. RefSeq names its product stress-associated endoplasmic reticulum protein family member 2 (gene serp2). NCBI's taxonomy places the organism in Eukaryota, Metazoa, Chordata, Actinopteri, Siluriformes, Clariidae. The transcript has 3 exons. Gene Ontology annotation, cellular component: endoplasmic reticulum. The record is from RefSeq and is a predicted model, not a curated record. Gene Ontology annotation, biological process: endoplasmic reticulum unfolded protein response. Bases 375 to 572 code for a protein of 65 amino acids.